CCAAGGCAAGUCGGAGCCUCCUGCCACCAGCCUUCGGCGGUGACUUGUCUUUGAAGAUCCAAGUAAACAGAACAUGUGCAGUCUCUCAUAUUGUGACAACAAGUUCUCAAAUCGAAGGGUUGCGCCCGAAUAAUGGAAGCCGCUUCAGCACGAAUGGCUUCUCGGGGUCAGUAUCAAUUCGACGGCUUCUCACCUCCCCGAUCAACGCUGCAGCGCUUCAUAUACAAUGCCUGUGAUCCAGUUGCAAACCUCGAACCGAAUCUGGCCUUGAACCUAGAAAUUGUCGACCUGGUCAACUCUAAGAAAGGCAACGCACCUCGAGAGGCUGCAGUCACAAUCGUGCAACUUAUCAACCACCGCAAUCCCAAUGUCUCGCUAUUAGCGCUCUCGUUAUUGGACAUAUGUGUCAAGAACUGCGGAUAUCCCUUUCAUUUACAGAUCAGUACCAAAGAAUUCCUCAAUGAACUUGUCCGGCGUUUCCCUGAACGACCUCCGGUGCGUCCGAGCCGUGUUCAAAGUAAGAUUUUAGAAGCCAUCGAAGAAUGGCGGCAGACAAUAUGUCAGACGUCGAGGUACAAGGAGGAUCUAGGAUUCAUAAGAGAUAUGCACAGACUGUUGUUAUACAAGGGCUACAUGUUCCCUGAGGUCCGCAGGGAGGAUGCUGCGGUGCUGAACCCAAGUGAUAACCUCCAGUCUGCCGAGGAAAUGGAAGAAGAGGACCGGGCAGCUCAAUCUGCAAAACUACAGGAAUUGAUACGAAGAGGGAGGCCUCAAGACCUGCAGGAAGCAAAUCGCUUGAUGAAGGUGAUGGCUGGCUACGAUACGAGAAACAAGACGAAUUACCGGGCAAAAGCGGCUGAAGAAGUCGCCAAAGUACAACAGAAGGCCAAGAUCCUUGAAGAGAUGCUGCAAAAUCAUAAGCAAGGUGAAAAUAUUGGCGACGGAGAUGUGUUUGAAGAACUUGCGGCAGCCCUUCAAAGCGCGCACCCGAAAAUCCAGAAGAUGUGUGAAGAGGAAUCCGAUGAUGCCGAAGCUGUGGCCAAACUGCUCGAGAUCAACGACAGUAUUCACCGGACCAUUGAACGAUAUAGGUUGAUGAAAGCUGGCGAUGUCGACGCGGCCAACAAGAUUGCCAAAGGCACGCUCGGCACAACGACUGGGGUUGGCACGAACGCGGCAAAUGAGCUGUCGCUGAUUGAUUUUGACCCGGAACCUGCAGCGGCUGCAGCGCCCCCUGAGGCAGAUACCAACGCCUCGCUUUCCCUCCUGGAUGCGGGGGCACCGCCAUCGACCACUGCAACGUCAAAAUCUCACACGGUCGAGGACGACUUACUUGGUCUUUCCAUAGGGGACAGCAGUUCUGGGCCAGGGACCUUGGGCGCCAUCUCCCUCGGUCAGCACACCACAUUUGGGGCACCUACUGGGUCAAUCUUCUCAAGCGCUCCGAGUCCAUCAAUGAACCAGCAAAUCAUCCCUCAGGUAACACCACGAGCUAACUAUCAACCAUACGUAAGCGUCUCGAACGUCCGGCCUUCGUCCAAGCCAGCAACCCCCGUGCCAGCAGUGCAGCAACAACCGCCACCUAGUCAAGCCCCCAUUGACCCGUUUGCAGCGUUGGUCUCUUCGAGUUCGAGAUCAACGACACCAGGACUGCAUGCAAGUUCGCCUCAGCCAACGGUGCAGCAAGUGCCAGGAGGUACGACUGCAGUCGCAGGGGUUGCCGAUGACGAAUGGACUUUCGAGUCAUCCUUACCGGUCAGCACAACUGUGAAAGUACUCUCAUCAGACAUUGACAUUGAAUUUGAACCACGGAGACUUGCUGGGCCAUCCGGCGGCAUCCAAAUCACGGCGAGGUUUUCCAACUCGACGGCUCAGCGCAUCACUGGCGUCCACUUCCAGGUCGCCGUGGAAAAGAGCUACACGCUGCAAUUGAAACCCCAAAGCGGGCGUGAGAUGGCGCCCAAAGCACGAAGCGCAAUUCAGCAAGAGAUUUUACUCAAUGGGGUGGCAGUUGGAAAGGGCAAUGUAGUGAAAAUGCGAUUUAAGGUGUCCUAUGAAGUCAAUGGACAAGCCCAGGAACAGCAGGGGAAUGUCCCAUCACUCGGCAUCAGCUAGCGUUGAACAGGUGCUCCGGGACAGAAGUAUUAUGCGCGUGAGGGAGGCGUCUGCGGAGAUUGGAGCCUUCGAGACACACCACGCCUACCCUGCGGCCCCCAAAGCUUUGGGCAGUCAACAAUAGCCGGACGGUUUGGCUUUUGAGCCAGCCGGAAUUUCAAUGUUGGAUCGUGGCCAUUAUUGUGUAAUUCGUACCGUCUCUGCCCCGUGUUGCUCGCUGUAAGCCACCAUUAUGGUGAUAUUCUUCCUUGGUCCGUAAACUUAAGAUGCA
Exophiala oligosperma is the source of this 2386-nucleotide messenger RNA. RefSeq lists its product as uncharacterized. Gene Ontology annotation, cellular component: trans-Golgi network. Gene Ontology annotation, biological process: Golgi to endosome transport; Golgi to vacuole transport; protein transport to vacuole involved in ubiquitin-dependent protein catabolic process via the multivesicular body sorting pathway. Lineage: Eukaryota; Fungi; Ascomycota; Eurotiomycetes; Chaetothyriales; Herpotrichiellaceae. Bases 133 to 2115 code for a protein of 660 amino acids. The transcript is spliced from 3 exons. Gene Ontology annotation, molecular function: phosphatidylinositol binding; ubiquitin binding. The record is from RefSeq and is a predicted model, not a curated record.